Messenger RNA from Penaeus indicus, 810 nucleotides. RefSeq names its product basic salivary proline-rich protein 1-like. The transcript is spliced from 3 exons. The record is from RefSeq and is a predicted model, not a curated record. The coding region runs from base 1 to 810 and encodes 269 amino acids. NCBI's taxonomy places the organism in Eukaryota, Metazoa, Arthropoda, Malacostraca, Decapoda, Penaeidae.
AUGGCGGACGCCCUCACCUGUGGCGGCGCGGCGCAGCGCACGGGCGGCCUCCUCAAGCCCAGCGGCGACCGGCCCAUCGGUGUCACGCCGCCCUCAGGCAACGGCAACCGCGUGGACAACACCCGCCCCCUCCUGCAGCCCUUCAACGGCAACGUCUACAACUCGCACUCGAGCAGCAGCAAGCGCCCUCCGCCGGGGGCCGACCUAGGGCCCUCCCAGGGCUCCUUCCAGAGCUCUUUCCAGGAGUACCCGCAGGGCUCGUACCCGGGCUCGUUCCAGGGCUCGUUCCAGGGGCCGCCGUCGCCGCAGGGGCAGGGCCACUCCUUCCAGUUCCAGAGCACGGGCACCAGCGGCUCGGGCGGCGUCACCAAGACGCCCUCGGGGGUCGAGGUCGGCGGCUCGAGGGACAAGUCGCCUCCCGUCGCCGGAUUCACGAACGCGGCGCAGGGCGCCUCCUCGGGAGGCAGGCCUUCCUCAGGGGGCGCCUCGUCGGGGGGGCUCCCGCCGCCCGACGGGCCGCCCUCCGACUCCGCCCUCGCCUCGUCCUCGGCCGCCGCAGGCAGCCCGCCUAAGAACGGCAACAAGGGGGAGGCCAACCUGAGCUUGGGAGGCUUCGGCGGCGCCUUCGGGCUGGGCGGCAAGGACAAGGUCAGCGCGGCGGCGCAGGAGGCUUCCGACCCCGGCAAGGGCGGCGACAAGAAGCCCUCGAACCCUUCGUCGCGAGGGAAGAACACAGGAAACAAACAAACAUCUCCCUGGACGACGCUGGUGUUGCUCCUGCCGGUCGUCCUGCACGCAAUACCCCGUUAG